Molecule: messenger RNA, 336 nt
Organism: Laccaria bicolor S238N-H82
Lineage: Eukaryota; Fungi; Basidiomycota; Agaricomycetes; Agaricales; Hydnangiaceae
Exons: 5
Coding region: 1-336 (111 amino acids)
Source: RefSeq, a predicted model, not a curated record
AUGGACUGCAGGAAGGUACUGAGAAGUUUGCUUCACGUCCCGAAAACGCUCCAAAAGACCGUUUACGAAACCGUCAACUCCUCGUGGAGACCUUCCUGUUUCUCGAUUUCCUUCAACGUAGACUCGUUUGGAUACUACCUUACGUCCCGAAAACGCUCCGACAAACCGUUUACGAAUCCAUCAACCCUUCGUGGAGGACCUUCUUGUGGCUCGAUUCCCUUCAGCGUAGAUUCAUUUCGAUACUACUACACGUCCCAAAAAUGCUCCAACAAACCAUCCAUGAAUCCGUCAUCCCUUUGUGGAGACCUUCCUGUGGCUCAAUUUCCUUCAACAUAG